AUGGGAACCCUCCUGCCCCGGAAAGAAAUCCCGCCAUGGGUGAAAGUUCCUGAAGACCUGAAAGAUCCAGAAGUAUUACAAGUCCACACGGUGGUGCUAAGAUCUUUGUUCGGCCCACAGGGAUAUCGAAUCCCUCACAUAGAGCAGGUGAGCCGGGCCAUGUUCGAGCUGAAGACUCUGGAAUCUUCUGAACUCACCGACAUCUUAGUUUAUGGUGCUUACGACAACAAGGUUCGGGCUAAAUGGAUACUGCAGUCCAUGGUUGAGAGGUACCACCUGCGUCAGGAGAGAGGGAUGCACAAGCUGGAGGAAGCCAUGAAGACCCUGGAGCUGGACCAGUGUUUGGGAGUGAUGCCAGCUUCCGGUCAAUUUGACCUGUGGCUCCACACAGAUUAG
Messenger RNA from Acomys russatus (golden spiny mouse), 396 nucleotides. RefSeq names its product developmental pluripotency-associated protein 5A-like. Gene Ontology annotation, molecular function: mRNA binding. The record is from RefSeq and is a predicted model, not a curated record. Bases 1 to 396 code for a protein of 131 amino acids. Gene Ontology annotation, cellular component: cytoplasm. The transcript is spliced from 3 exons. NCBI's taxonomy places the organism in Eukaryota, Metazoa, Chordata, Mammalia, Rodentia, Muridae. Gene Ontology annotation, biological process: regulation of gene expression.